Messenger RNA from Acaulospora colombiana, 489 nucleotides. Lineage: Eukaryota; Fungi; Glomeromycota; Glomeromycetes; Diversisporales; Acaulosporaceae. The record is from the annotation of a GenBank genome assembly.
AUGGGGACCAUAAUUAUUAAUCUUGAUAUUGUUCAUAUGAUGUACAAUGAUACUAAAAAGAGAAAAAAGUUUGUGGAUGAAUUGAUGAAGUAUAAUGAUUUAUGCAAGUUACAUUGUACUGUCGAUUCGUCGGAUGAAGAUGAGAUUAUCAGGAGACCAAAAAGAAAACGUGCAAAAACGGAAUAUAAUGAAUUUUUGAGUACUGAGAUGCGUAAGAUAGCGUCUAUUAAUCCUGAUAUAAGUCGUACUGAUUCUUUCAAGAUGGCAGUCGAGGAGUGGAACAGUCGUAAACAAUUUUCAGAAGUUAAUCGGAUUAAUGCUUUAAUUGCAAAGUUGAGAACUGAGAAUACUGCGCUAACAAGUAAUAAUCCAAGGAUUGUUGCAGCAGAAAAACAAGCAAAUGAUAUAUUAAAUAAUCUCGGCGUCAAGAUAGAAAAGGAAGAUACAUUCGAGACCAAGAUGGGAAAGAUCAUUAAAGUGAGUGCAGAG